AGGUUUUUGGUUAGGGCAUUUACAGUUUUCUGCGAACUUCGACUGCGAAGAAAAUUGUAGAAAAAGCAUCAUGAACUUGUUUGUUGUUAUUGCUUGUCUAAUUGCGGCAGUAUUGGCUGAACUGGAUGAUGAUUACGAGGAAUGGAUUUCUUUCAAGGAUAAAUUUGGAAAGCACUAUGGAACUGAAGAAGACAAAUUCAGAUUCCAAAUUUUCCAAAAGAAACUUCGGGGCAUCGAAGAGCACAACGCCAAAUACGAAAGGGGAGAAGUAGAAUGGUUCAAGGGUGUUAAUCAAUUUUCUGAUUGGACCAACCAACAGCUGCGGUCUUUAGAAUCUUUACGGUUAAUUAAUACAAGAGAGCUAAGUAAUAACAGUUUGGGCGUUUACAAAGCUGAUCCAAAGGAACGAUUAGCAGCGUCUGUUGAUUGGAGACAAAGAGGCGCAGUUUUAGCUGUCAGGAAUCAGGGUAACUGUGGAGGAUGUUGGGCAUUUAGUGCUGCUGCAGCUCUGGAGGGUCAACUAGCAAUUCACAAAAAACAAAAAAUUCCUUUAAGCCCACAACACCUUAUAGAUUGCUCCACAAAAAAUCACGGGUGUAACGGUGGGUAUAUGACACUGGCUUUCGAUCAUGUUAAAUCACAAGGUCUAAGCUCUGAAAGGGAUUACCCAUACGUUGCAAGGGUUACCCAGUGUCAGCGAAAUGCACCAAAAGUAAUUACUUCUAUCUCAGGAUACAGGCGAAUACGUGCAAGCGAACAAGAUUUAAUUUCAGCCAUUGAUAAAGUUGGACCAGUUUCUGUUGCAGUUGCUAUAGGUCAAUGGGAUGAAUAUAAAGGAGGUAUUUUUAAUAAAGCAAAUUGUGGAACUCGACAAACACAUGCAGUUACUGCUGUAGGAUAUACUGAUAAGUACAUUCUCCUUAAAAAUUCGUGGGGAGCCAGGUGGGGAGAAAACGGAUAUAUCAAGUUAGCUAGAGGACGUAAUAUGUGUGGUAUUAACAACGAAAAUAAUGUUUAUCCCAUAUUAUAAAUAGUAAAUACUAAUAUUGAAAUAUUUUGGAACAUAGUAAAUUUUAACAAUUGUGCAAAAACAACAUAUUAGUGAUGUCAGUAAAUAAAGAGCAUAUCAUAAAAAGUA
Messenger RNA from Diabrotica virgifera virgifera (western corn rootworm), 1138 nucleotides. Its product is annotated as cathepsin L-like proteinase. Bases 71 to 1030 code for a protein of 319 amino acids. Gene Ontology annotation, molecular function: cysteine-type endopeptidase activity. The transcript is spliced from 5 exons. The record is from RefSeq and is a predicted model, not a curated record. Lineage: Eukaryota; Metazoa; Arthropoda; Insecta; Coleoptera; Chrysomelidae. Gene Ontology annotation, cellular component: lysosome.